CACGGCGGCCAGAAAUUGUGCUUCUUAAUUCUUGAUCAGUCACAAAGCCAUGACGAAGCUAUGAGAACUAACAGAGCUGCAUCUCAACAGUACCGAUCGACCAGUGUGUCGGACUGUUCACAGAGCAAGGAACAGGUUGUAUACAGCCGGUAAAAUACUAGAGUAUCGAGAAUACAAGAGAAUUAUGGAAUCGACAUUGCUGCCGAGUCUGUACAACAAUCCGGGCCACUAUGAUAAGGCGUUCAAAGUCUUCUGCACUCGGUCUGCCCAGAUCAGGACGCACUCUGAUUUGGUGGACAGUGUGUUUAGCGAGGUGGUGGUCGGGAAACUCCAGGCCACACUGGACGGACAAGAAGAGCUACGGGUCCUGGGAGUGGGCAGUGGGUCAGGUGAGAUGGAUUGUUUGAUGUUGGAGCAGCUCAAAAAGCGUUUCCCGCUCAUCAAUAAUCGUGUAGUUGAGCCUUCUCUGAAGAUGCUAGUCCAGUACAAGGCAUUUGCUCAAGCGAAGGCUCACCAGCUACACGGUGUUAAGUUUGACUUUCGGCAGCAGACUAUUGAGCAAUACCAAGAGGCGGGAGAUGGUACCAAGUUCCAUUUCAUCAGCGCAGUUCACUCCAUGUACUACGUGGACAACUUUGAUAGCUCCGUGAUGUAUCUGUACGACUUACUGAUCCCAGGAGGAGCAUUACUUGUGAUCCUAAAGCCAGAAAACACCGGAUGGCAGCGAUUUCUGGACCGCUUUCCUCAACUUUAUGGUCGGGCCGGUUGUGACCUACAAGUAACUUCGAGGGAUUUACUCAAUUUAUUGGACCGCCGUGGCAUCCCGUACACGCAGCACCACCAACCCACGAGCUGCGACAUCACCAAGUGCUUCGACGAAGCUUCUGAGGAAGGCAGCCUGCUGGUGGAUUUCCUGACCCAAACCGUUAACUUCAAGGAGACGGCGGCCGAAGACGAACAGAGAUCCAUGAUGGAGUAUCUUGCAAGCAGCGACUGCUCCGAGAGGAAAAAUGACGCCAUACUGCUGAUCAUUGGCUGGGAUGCAGUAGUAAUAAUUAAGCAACAAGAAUUCAAUUAAUUUUAUCAAAAACAAUCAAGCCACUAUACAAAUACAAACUGUCCGAAAAGUUGUUUGUUUAAACUGGGCCGGAAAAGUUACCUAAAACCUGUGGAAAGUUACUUCAAAGUGAACUCAUUGCGUCCAAGCUUGUGCAGAUCACACUUACCGCCGAGAGCCACGUGCUGAGCAAAAAGUCAGUCGAGGCCGUUUGCUCACAAAAUGUUCCCUUUUGUGCGGUACAUUUUUUUGGCUGAGUUUUCUGCCCCGCGAGGUCGUGAAGCAAAUGUUUAUCC
Patiria miniata (bat star) is the source of this 1353-nucleotide messenger RNA. RefSeq names its product histamine N-methyltransferase-like. The record is from RefSeq and is a predicted model, not a curated record. The transcript has 4 exons. NCBI's taxonomy places the organism in Eukaryota, Metazoa, Echinodermata, Asteroidea, Valvatida, Asterinidae. Bases 185 to 1078 code for a protein of 297 amino acids.